Syngnathoides biaculeatus (alligator pipefish) is the source of this 2807-nucleotide messenger RNA. RefSeq names its product armadillo like helical domain containing 3 (gene armh3). Gene Ontology annotation, cellular component: cytosol. The record is from RefSeq and is a predicted model, not a curated record. The coding region runs from base 167 to 2236 and encodes 689 amino acids. The transcript is spliced from 26 exons. Lineage: Eukaryota; Metazoa; Chordata; Actinopteri; Syngnathiformes; Syngnathidae. Gene Ontology annotation, biological process: regulation of Golgi organization.
GUACUGUGUUUGUUGGACUGUAGUGUAUGUGGAUGCAGUGACACAGCGUACCGGUAGAAGGCUCGGCAGUAGUUAGCUGCAGUAUGCUAGUUAAAGAGCUGCUGUGGCGUUAAGGAGCUACAUGAGCUACAUUAUACACAUUAAACAUUCAAAGUGAGACCUAGCCAUGUCUCAGGUGGAGAAGAAGGCAGGUUUGCUGAGGAGGACAUCAUCCUCCAAGAAACCACUUAAGGAGAAGGUGGUGUUGAUGUAUGAUGAGAUAUUUGCAAAAGAGGACCCAGCUAAGAAUAAUCCUCGCUUCUGGGAUGAGCUCUUUCUGAUGAAGGUGAAUUUGGAGUACCUGGAGUCAAAGCUGGAGAAUGUGGAUGGCGAGGAGGUGCAACGGGUCCAGGACAACAUCAACUCUCUCUUCCAUCACAGCGUUCAGGCUCUCGGAGAGGAGCAUCAGAUCAAAGUGGUCAAUGCCCUGCAGACUCUAUGUGCACUUUUCCGAGGAGUUCAUCAGAAGAACAAAUCAGCGUCUGGCUUUGACAUUAUUAAUAUGCUUGUGGGCUUUGACAAGGCUGAGCAAAGAAUGAAGGACUUAAUGGAAAGACUGGACAGCCUCCUUUGUGGAGAUGGCUCAGAGAGUCUGAAGAGCCUUUGUCUCAAACUUCUUCUGUGUUUGGUGACGGUAACAGACAAUAUUAGUCAGAACACCAUCUUGGAAUAUGUGAUGAUCAACAGCAUUUUUGAAGCCAUUCUGCAGAUUCUUUCUGAUGUGUCCAGUAGAGGGCAGCAUGGUUAUGACGCUGUCGUUCUUCUGGCUCUACUGGUCAAUUACAGGAAAUAUGAGUCUGUUAAUCCAUAUAUUGUAAAGCUCUCCAUUGUGGAUGAUGAGCCAACACUGGAUGGAAUGGGGCUUGUGGUCCACCAUGCUCUAACAGAGUAUAACAGGCAGUAUAAAGACAAAGAGGAAGAGCACCAGGGGGGCUUCUUCUCCACCCUCACUAGUAUGGUGGGCAGCAUGUUUAUAGCAGAUGCAGAUGAGAAACUCUCUGUUCAGACCAAUGAGGCAAUUUUGCUGGCACUGUAUGAGGCUGUGCACCUCAACCGCAACUUCAUCACUGUUUUAGCACAGAGCCACCCUGAGAUUGACAUUGUAGCUACGCCGACUAACCAACCGCAGACCACACCGACUACUCCGCUUGGCACAACGCCACCCUCUCUAGACAUGAUGAACAAUCCAGAGCUGCCACUGGAUCCAAACCUGCAGACAAGCAACCUUCUUAUCACCUUCCUCAAGUAUGCCUCAAUUGUAAUGCAGGAUACUAAAGAUGAGCAUCGACUCAACAGUGCCAGACUUUGUCUAAUCAUCCUCACAUGUAUAGCUGAGGACCAGUAUGCUGAUGCCUUUCUGCACGAUGACAAUAUGAACUUCAGAGUCAGUCUUCAUAGAAUGCCCAUGAGGCACAGAAAGAAAGCCGUGGAAAAGAACAUUCCUUGUCUUCCGCUGGUGUGUGCAGUUCUAGAUCUAAUGGUAGAAUUUAUUGUCACACACAUGAUGAAGGAUUUCCCCAUGGAUUUAUACUUGCGCUGUGUUCAGAUCAUUCACAAACUUCUCUGCUACCAGAAGAAGUGCAGAAUCAGGUUACACUACACUUGGAGAGAGCUAUGGUCAGCGCUCAUCAAUCUGCUCAAGUUUCUGCUGUCAAAUGAAUCUACGUUGCUGGCCAAGCACAACAUCUUUCAUCUGGCUCUGCUGGUGGUGAACCUGUUCAACAUGUUCAUUACAUAUGGUGAUACAUUUCUGCCAACGUCUAAUAGCUAUGAUGAGCUCUACUAUGAGAUUGUACGAAUGCACCAAGUGUUUGACAACCUCUACUGUAUGGUGCUGAGAGUGUCGACAAACACUGGCCAAUGGAAGGAGGCUGCGAGUAAAGUCACACAUGCCCUCGUGAAUGUUCGGGCAAUCAUCAACCAUUUUAACCCCAAGAUUGAGUCAUAUGCCGCUGUGAACCACAUUUCUCAACUGUCAGAAGAACAGGUGUUGGAGGUGGUGCGCUCCAACUACGACACCCUGACACUCAAACUGCAAGAUGGUUUGGACCAGUUUGAGCGAUAUGCGGAGCAGCCCAAAGAAGCGGCCUUCUUUAAGGAGCUGGUGCGCUCCAUCAGCCUGAAUGUGAGGAAGAACGUGUCUCUGAACACGCUGAGUCAGGAUGUGCUUCUCAAAGAGUUCUCCACCAUCUCCUGAGAAGAAUCCUGACGCACGACAGUGGCCCGGCGCACACGCCAACCAUUUUGAACAUGCCCUCUUCAUUCUUCUUGGAAGAUUGGAACUUCUCUCGUGGGCCGGAAGAUCUUUUCACAAGGUCGGCUGUACAGUGCGUUGCGGGCUCGGGUGUUGCUUCUCGUGCACAAGCUGCAGUAUUGGAUGGACUGUUAACAGGCGAGAAUGUUUGGAUUCCACAUAGUAUGAAGAUUUUUUUUUUUUUUUAACCCAGUGGUUGUGCCGCCUGCUGUGCUUAAUUUAUUUCUCCACUUCUUGCUUCAUGUUCUGUACAUCUUCAGUUAAUUACAUUUCACGUCAUUUCACUUGACAUAUUUUGCUGAUACGCCAGGGAUGAAGUUGACGCUUUGGAGCUACCAAAAGAAAGCCAUGACUAACUACUGUAUACUGUCAUUUCUUACUUAAGUUGGGUGAAACUGAAUAUAGUGAAGUUUUUUUUCUUUUUUUUUUUGAUGGGGGGCUAAAUAGGUAUGUGUUAUUCUCACAUGGAUUCAUUUUUCUUUAAGUUUGACGAAUAAAAAAUAUACUGUCUACA